Molecule: messenger RNA, 4220 nt
Organism: Cololabis saira (Pacific saury)
Lineage: Eukaryota; Metazoa; Chordata; Actinopteri; Beloniformes; Belonidae
Gene: olfml2ba
Product: olfactomedin-like 2Ba
Exons: 8
Coding region: 237-2906 (889 amino acids)
Biological process (GO): signal transduction
Source: RefSeq, a predicted model, not a curated record
AGAUCUCCCACCGAGUGCACUCUUUUUUUUUUCCCCCCUCAUUUUGACUAUUGUGAAAAAAUAACAUAGCACUGUAAAGCUUCAAGUGGCUAUCUGAUCCAUUUUUUGGAUACGCAUCUCCUAUUUUGGAAUUACAAUCAAGCCAUGCCAUUUUCCUGCAGCUAAACCGACCAGUGACUGUGUCUUGCAUCGCAUAUUUGCAGAUUAAUUCAUUUUAUUGGAGCUCUGGGAGCAUAAUGUAUACAUUAUGGAUUGCCACUGCCAUAUGCUGUGCGUUUUCCUCUCGGGGCUCUGCAGCACCCAAGUUCCUGGCUGCAGAUCCCCAGCAAAGGUCUCAACUUGAAGAAAGCAGCGCAGAGCAAAGCGAGGUGCUGCAGGAGGAGAUACAGAGUCAAGAGAACAUCAUCUCUAAGUUGCUGGGUGAUUAUGACAAAGUGAAAGCCCUCUCAGAAGGCUCUGACUGUGGGUGUAAAUGUGUUGUCAGACCCCUGAGCCGGAGCGCCUGCCGGCGGAUCGCGGAGGGCCGCGCCGGCGCGCAGGAUUUCUACACCGUGGAGACCAUCACCUCCGGACCGGGGUGCAAGUGCGCAUGCGUUGCCCCCCCGUCAGCCGUCAACCCCUGCGAGGGAGAGUUCAGGCUGAAAGCACUUAGAGAGGCUGGAAAAGACAAUAUCAAGCUUGCCAACAUCCUGGAGCUGCUGGAGGGCUCCUUCUACGGGAUGGAUCUGCUGAAGCUGCACUCCCUCACCAAUAAGCUCAUUGACCGCGUCGAUCGCAUUGAGAAGGUGGUGUCUCCGAACUUCACCGAGGAUGCAGUGAUACCUCAGGAGAGUCCUCCCACCAAGCCACAGGUGACCGAAAGGCCACCGACUCCUCUUCCUCCACAGUAUCAGGACAAGACGAGGCUUGAUGAGGUCGACAGAGCUGCAGCGUAUCAGAACCCAACGGAGAGGUACGGAGGGGAAACUGUUGUGGAAAAUCCACCUCUCCUACAAAUGGAUGACUCUGGGAAGGUCACUGAAGUCGGAUCUAAGAUGACGAAAAGCACGCCGAACAAGGAGCCUUCUGCGAAGACUGGCCCCAAUGGAAUGAUCAUCAGAGGGAUGACUUUUUAUAAAUCUGAGCCAGAGCCCAUGGUAGCGGAUGAUGGGGAGCCUGGAGAGCAUUUCUUUGAAUAUUAUGGAUUCAGCGGCGACGGUCCAGUCAACCUCUUCGUCGAAGAGAAUCUUCUUCUACACAAAACCCCUCGGUCAAGGGCGAGAGCAGGACGGAGAUCAUUUCAACCACAAACAAAAGCUCCUGUGCACAAUUCUGACAAGAUCAGCCAAUCAAUAGAAGCAAAUGAAACUGAGUCCGUCUCAGAAACUCGCAACAGAAUCAUGAGUGACGCUGAAACCAUGUCAGUGGAUAUGCCUGCAGAUGCACAGAGAAGUGUCACAUUUGGGCCUACAAGUGGAGAACCCAGUGGGAACACAGCGCCUCAGACUACUCAAGAAGUGACUCCAGAAAUCACAACGUGGCAAUUUCCUUUGAAUGUUGAACCAGUAACCCCUCCUCCAAGCAUCACUCCCAAAGAGACAACCCAAAAGACAAUAAACACAACCCAACCAUCUGACGAUACAGCCAUAAAAGAAGUGGUAGCAGUAUCCACACCAGCAAAUACACCCAUGGAUGAGAUCAAAGCUUCCAGCCUUAAUCCGAGAAACCAAACACAAACGACACCUGGCAGCACGGCAUCUCAUCCAACUGUUCUGACACUAAACCCUACAACAGCCGAAACAACUACCAGCUUUAUGUCCACAACAGCUUUAACAACCCGCGCCGCUCCGGUACAGCCCACACCUGCUGCCUCGGCACGGACGGAGGCCACAGCCCCACGAGAAGAAAUCAGUUCCUCUUCCGUUUCAGACUCGGCGAUGCCUCGCAGCACAUCUCUGCCUGUUGCCACAGCUGUGCCUACCUCCUCCCCCGCCACCAUCAUUACCACCACCAGAAAGGCUCCUGGAGUCAAACAGAAAUACAAAAUCAGCUGGGAGGAGGAAGAAGGGGCAGGAGGACACCUGGAUGUCGAUGAACCAAUGCAAAGGGAAGAGGAGUCAUCACCGAGGAAACCUGGUGAAUGUAAGGACACUUUGGCGACUAUUUCGGAGCCAGUCACUCAUAACACCUUCGGCAGGACAGAGGGAGCGUGGAUGAAGGACCCCAAGUCUUCUGACGAUAAAGUUUAUGUUACAAACUUCUACUAUGGAAACAACCUCCUGGAGUUCCGUAACCUGGAGGUUUUCAAAAGAGGCCGCUUCACCAACUCCUACAAGCUUCCUUACAACUGGAUCGGCACGGGCCACGUGGUGUACGGGGGGGCCUUCUACUACAACCGAGCCUUCUCCAGGGACAUCAUCAAGUAUGAUCUGCGGCAGCGUUACGUGGCCGCCUGGACCAUGCUGCACGACGCCGUGUUUGAGGAGUCGUCAUCGCCGUGGGACUGGCGCAGCCACUCGGACAUCGACUUUUCUGUGGAUGAGAGCGGCCUGUGGAUCAUCUACCCGGCGCUGGAUGACGAGGGCUUCUUGCAGGAGGUGGUGGUCCUGAGUCGACUGGACCCGUCAGAUCUCAGCAUGCAGAAGGAGACCACGUGGAGAACCGGGCUGAGGAGGAACUAUUUUGGAAACUGCUUCGUUGUAUGCGGCGUCCUGUACGCCGUCGACAGCUACAAUCAGAGACACGCCAACCUGGAAUAUGCCUUUGACACGCACACAAACACUCAAAUGACUCCCAGAAUGCCUUUCAUCAACAACUACACUUACACCACGCAGAUUGACUACAACCCCAAGGAGGGUGUUUUGUAUGCGUGGGACAAUGGACACCAAGUCACGUACAACAUUAAGUUUGCCUAUGUCGACCCUUAGUGAGGGAUUAAUAUUCACUUUUAAUUUGAACCAUUUGAAUGGAUUGUAGAUCAGUCCACAUGGUCUUCAGCAUUGAAACAGAUGAGGCAAAAUGUAUAUAUACCCAUCAAGAUGUUUUUAAAAUAAAUGAAACAACUUUACAGAACACAUCUAUUUGUAUUUACUAAAAGUAUCUGAGCAGGACCGAUGCUUAUGCAAAGAAAAAAAAAACAUUACUUUCAAAUCCAAGACCCCAUCUUUCUGUUUUAUAGAUUACAUUCACCAUUUUUCUUUUAAUGCAUGUCACAGGUUCUCUGCCUUUUGAAAGAAAACAAUACCUCCAUUCCAGAGGGACCGACCCAUUCAAGGUCAGAAGUAUUAAUGGAGGAUGUUGUCUGUGUUUGACUAAAGAUGGUACAGGAGCAUCAGUUUACGAGGAACACUUGAGGACAGAAGGUACUACUGCACAAAAAUACUACAAACAGCCAAAGAAAGUGGAAAAGCUGUAAUUACAUUAACACUGUCUGGAAGUAAAUUGAGUCAAUGUGGAAGAGACUACCGGGAAUAUUUAAUCUAUUGUACGUGAACAAGAAUUAAAUGAAUGCAGUAACACAAUUUCCACCAAGAGGGAAACGAACAGGAAUCUGUAGAAAAAGUCCAGUGUUUAUUUUAGUUUAAGCAAUUUACAGAACAUGGAGGACCAACAUUCUCACAAUUAUUCAUUCUGCAUUUUCUGUAAGGGUGUCCAAACUUUUGUCUGGUAAUGUAUUUCUUUAAAUCAAUAAGGAGAACACAUAAAGAAGGCCUGUAAGUGAACAACACAUGAUUCCUGUGUAAUUUUUAAAGGGGCAUCUUUUGAAAUAAAACAAUCUUUUGUAAAAUCCUCAAGAGAGGAAAAAAAGAAAGCAAAGCAAUUUCAGAAUAGUAUACCGGUACAACAUUUCAACAACAUAUCCAAAGCUGGCCAGGAAUUACUUCAGAUUGAAAAUGUAUCACUUGAUAUUAAAGUUAUAUCCAUAUUAAUGUAGAUGGAACGCAUAAAUAUAAACAACUGAGAGCCAAAACUGAGCUUUCUAUAUUUAGAGUGCAUUAUUUCAUUUUUAAAUUAUUACAUCAAAAAUCUCAAAACUUAGUGGUUGUAAGUCAAGCAUCAGCUCAGCUGUUCAAGAAUUUUUUUUCAGAAUCAAAGAUAAAGAGAUGCUUUUAAAGGAUAACAUUUCCAGAAGCCCAACCAGUGAACUAAUAAAAAAUCUCCACAUAGUCUAAUUAUUUCUUAUUUUAUGUACAAUGCAAGAGUUUUCUGUUGUCAAUUAGAAUAAAAACUUCCACAAAACA